AUGAGCCCGACAUAUCUAUGGUACUAACCAAAGAGUAUUCACCACAGUAUAGACACAGAUUACUAGUCUGUGGCACAGAUUACGGUUAUCCGUAAUGUGUUUUCUGUGGUAUAGACCUAGUAUCAUGUUUCAUAUGCGGCAUGCUAGAAUUUCUCUCUAAAGGCCUGUCCAUUUGAUAUAAGGUUUAUGGUACUCAUAUAGUGCACAGUAGAGAUAAUACAAAACAAACAUUUCUCGAUUUGUACUUGUACAUAUUUAUUUUCACAAUUAAAAAUUUACGAAGUGUUGAAGUCAGAAAUGGAAACAUACUCAAAAAUUUUCCUAGAUGAAAGUAAUCAUCACAGAGUAAAGAUGGAAAUGGGAGAAGAUGAUGAAAGCUAUGAAAAAGGAAAUUCAUUUGACUUGGGAUUUCAGUACACAACUGAUGGGGGGCAUAUUGAUGAAAAGACUGAAAUCAUGGAUAUUGUUCAGCAUUACACUGAUGAGAAUGGAAUAAGGUCAUCUAUUAAAUAUGAAAGAGGGGAGUUUGCUUUAAACCAGAAAAACAAUCUCGAAGGCCAUAUAGAUGCUGUCCAUUUGAAUAAAAAAGGACAUAAAUGUCACUUAUGUGAUUAUGCAGUCAGCCUGAAAAUUACCCUCAAAAGGCAUAUAGAUUCUGUCCAUUUGAAUAAAAGAGAACAUAAAUGUCACUUAUCCUACCAGAAAGUUCAACUCAUAAAGCAUUUGGAUUCUGUUCAUUUGAACAAAAAAGAACAUAAAUAG
This is a messenger RNA of Harmonia axyridis, 762 nucleotides long. RefSeq names its product zinc finger protein 64-like. The record is from RefSeq and is a predicted model, not a curated record. The transcript has 3 exons. NCBI's taxonomy places the organism in Eukaryota, Metazoa, Arthropoda, Insecta, Coleoptera, Coccinellidae. Bases 298 to 762 code for a protein of 154 amino acids.